UCGGCCACCGAUCAUUAUCUGCCGAUUUCCGUUAAAAAGUAUGUAAUCGACGUGUGCCGAUCAGUGCCUUUCAUUGCCGAUUACAGAACCCGAUCACAUGUACCUCAUACUUUGCAGUGUAGUGUAGCUCCCAAUGUCCUACAAACUGCGCAAGCGCGCGGCGGCAAAUCCUGAACAAACAUGUCUGCUGUUUGGAGCUUUUAUACGGUCUGUGAGAGUGAUGUAAAGUUUGCGUCCUGCAACACAUGCAAUGGUAAAAUACCUCGAGGGGGAAGCACGUCAAAAUGCUUCAACACAACAAAUUUAAUACGACAUUUAAAGAACAAGCACUUGGCGGAGUAUGGUGAGUUUUCGAGGCUCACUGCAGAGAAUGAAAAGAAGACAACCGGAGCAGUCAGACGGCAGUUAACGCAGACCACCAUUGCCAACACUCGCUCGUAUGAGCGUGGCAGUCAGAAGGCUAAGGAAAUAACUCGAAAAAUAAUUGAAUUAAUCGGGCUAGAUGACCAGCCUUUCUCCGUGGUGGAAGACGCUGGGUUCCGCCGACUGCUCUCACACUUGGAGCCCCGCUACGUGCUACCGGGACGUAAGUACUUCACAGAUGUAGCCCUGCCCGAGCUCCACCAGACAGUGUACUCUCACGUCCAACAUCUCCUUAAAGAAGGCGUCUCAUCCUCUUUAAGUUUCACGAGUGAUAUAUGGAGCUCGGACGUCAGUCCUGUGUCGAUGCUAAGUUUAACAGCUCACUGGAUUGAUUCGGAUUUUCAACUUCAUAAAGCUGUUCUGCAUGCCCAGGAGUUUUCUGGUUCCCAUACUGCCGUAGCUUUAGCUGCCACAUUUGAGAAAAUGUUUCAAACAUGGCAUAUUCCAAAAGACAAGAUACACGUGAUACUGAGAGAUAAUGCCAGAAACAUGGUGAAAGCUAUGACAGAUGCUGGUUUACCAAGUUUGGGGUGUAUGGCACACACCCUGCAGCUGGCCAUCCAUGAGGCAGUGCUGUCACAGCGCAGUGUAAGUGACAUUAUUGCCAAAGGGAGACGCAUUGUGGGGCACUUCAGGCACUCCCCAUUACCGUAUGCAAGACUUCAGAGUGUACAGAAACAACUUGGCCAGCCCUCCAAAAGACUGCAACAAGAUGUCAGCACUAGGUGGAAUAGCACUUAUUAUAUGCUCCACAGUCUCCUUGAGCAAAAACGAGUAUUGGGCGUUUACGCUGCUGACUUUGAGCUACCUGCAACCUUUACAUCUUCUCAGUGGGAAUUGAUUGAAAACAUGACAACACUGCUGGAACCUUUUGAAGAGCUGACUAAGGAAAUAUGCUCAUCAACUGCAUCUGCUGCUGAUGUCAUACCCUCUGUGAUGGUUUUAAAGCGUAUUCUGACCAAAGAGACUGCAGCAGAUCAUGGUGUGAAGACAACUAAGGACACGUUGCUGGAAGCUGUCACCAAAAGAUUUGCUGACAUUGAAGAAGAGCCCCUCUACAGUUUGGCAACAGUCAUAGACCCAAGGUACAAAGACAGAUUUUAUUCUGAAGGACUUAAGACCAAAACACACAGACUGCUUCUUGGUCUGAUGACAGAAGCCGCUCAGAGGGAUCCAAACCAAGAACAUGAAGCUAACAACACAGGGGAGCCAGCAGAGAAAGUGCCACGGCCAGGAUCUUUGUCUUCAAUAUUCGGUGAGAUCCUGGCAGAAGAAACCCCGCAGCAGGCUCACACCGACAGUCCAACGCCAUCAGAGAUGAUAAUCUACCUCUCAGUGCCACCCAUCUCUCGGAGUGCAUCAUCAUUGGAAUACUGGAAAACUAAUAAGGAACGUUUUCCAGACCUUGCUAAAGUAGCAAGAGCUUACCUGUCUGCACCAUGCACAAGUGUGGAGAGUGAGCGCUUAUUCAGUGCUGCAUCCAACAUUGUGGACGAACACAGGAAUAGACUCAUGACUGAAAAAGCUGAGAUGCUUCUCUUUAUUAAAAAGAACCUUCCCACAAUGCUUACCAAUAAGUAAUAGGCAUUUAGCAUGUAAAAAUGCUGUUCAACAUUUUGCCUGUUCAAAGCAAAUGCACUUUA
This is a messenger RNA of Girardinichthys multiradiatus, 2066 nucleotides long. RefSeq names its product zinc finger BED domain-containing protein 4-like. NCBI's taxonomy places the organism in Eukaryota, Metazoa, Chordata, Actinopteri, Cyprinodontiformes, Goodeidae. The coding region runs from base 181 to 2004 and encodes 607 amino acids. Gene Ontology annotation, molecular function: DNA binding; protein dimerization activity. The record is from RefSeq and is a predicted model, not a curated record. The transcript is spliced from 2 exons.